Penicillium hordei is the source of this 1350-nucleotide messenger RNA. RefSeq lists its product as uncharacterized. NCBI's taxonomy places the organism in Eukaryota, Fungi, Ascomycota, Eurotiomycetes, Eurotiales, Aspergillaceae. The coding region runs from base 1 to 1350 and encodes 449 amino acids. Gene Ontology annotation, molecular function: heme binding; peroxidase activity. The record is from RefSeq and is a predicted model, not a curated record. The transcript is spliced from 7 exons. Gene Ontology annotation, biological process: response to oxidative stress.
AUGUCUCUCAAAUCUAACGAUGAGAGCGAUGAGAUUACCGCUCAACAGACAAUCCAAGGCUGGUUUAAAGAUAUCAGGAGUCAACUAGGCCGCAUCCCUGAGGAUCUCAGCGUGCUGAACGGCCUCGUAGGGGCUGCUUUGACCGAUGGGACGGUCGAUGACCGAAAAUAUUUACUCGAAAAGAUUAUCCAGCUCGCCUGCUCGUUGCCGCACGGAUCCCCGGGCGAGAAGAAACUGACAGGAGAAUUACUUGAUAUUCUCUGGACUAAUCUAAAGCAUCCGCCUCUUUCGUAUAUGGGUGCUGACUGGAAGUAUCGUACUGCCGAUGGAUCAAACAAUAACAUUCUAUACCCAGACUUGGGCAAGGCAGGAUCGGCAUAUGCCCGAAGCGUCGUGCCGCAGCAUGCUCCCCCAGCUGCCCUUCCCGAUCCAGCCUCCAUCUUUGAUGCUCUAUUCGCUCGGAAAGGACCUGCUCGUGAACACCCAGCCAAGUUCUCAAGUUUGGCAAUUGCGCUAGCGACGAUUAUCAUACAUGAUAUCUUCCGCACGGAUGAUGUCGACCCUAGCAAGCAUGCUUCCUCGGCUUAUUUGGACCUCGGCCCCCUUUACGGUCACAAUGCUGAGCAACAAAAGUCCAUCCGUACAUUUCAGGAUGGCAAGAUCAAGCCAGAUGCAUUCGCAGAGCCUCGACUUUUGGGACAGCCUCCAGGGGUUUGUGCUCUCAUCGUGUCCUUCAAUCGAUUCCACAACUAUGUAGUCCAGCAACUAGCGUUGAUAAACGAAGCUGGUAGGUUUAGUGUUCCGGUAACCGUUGACCCUCAGAAUAAAGCCGCGUAUGAGAAGGGCCUGGCAAAACGUGAUAACGAUCUUUUCCAAACGGGAAGGCUUGUUACUUGUGGACUCUACGUCAAUAUAAUUCUCCAAGAUUACGUGAGAGUCAUUCUCAAUCUCAACAGAUCAAAUACUCAGUGGAACCUUGAUCCUCGUGUCGACUCGGUCAAUAUUUUUGACCCCGCAGGCACGCCGAAGGGUAUUGGUAAUCAGGUCAGCAUUGAGUUCAACCUGAUAUAUCGAUGGCAUGCUACAGUCAGCGAUAAAAACGCGAAAUGGCUUGAAGGCUUCUUCGAUAAAGUAUUCCCAGACAUCGACCCGGAGACGAUAACGCAGGCGGAGUUCAUGAAUGGCUUAAGAGCUUGGGGCCAUGGUAUUGAUCCUGACCCAGGUAAAUGGACAUUCGGGGAGUUGAAGCGUACAGCUACUGGGGCCUUUGAUGACGGUAGUCUCGUCGAGCUAUUGACGGAGGAGACCGAGGAUGUCGCCGGCGCAUUCGGCGCCCGAAAUGCAAGUUAA